Messenger RNA from Puccinia triticina, 387 nucleotides. RefSeq lists its product as uncharacterized. Gene Ontology annotation, biological process: translation. Gene Ontology annotation, molecular function: structural constituent of ribosome. The record is from RefSeq and is a predicted model, not a curated record. Lineage: Eukaryota; Fungi; Basidiomycota; Pucciniomycetes; Pucciniales; Pucciniaceae. Gene Ontology annotation, cellular component: cytosolic large ribosomal subunit; ribosome. The transcript is spliced from 2 exons. The coding region runs from base 1 to 387 and encodes 128 amino acids.
AUGCCAUCCAAGAUUCCGAUCGUCAAGAAGCGCACCAAGCCGUUCAUUCGGCAUCAAUCCGACCGAUAUGCAUCGGUCAAACAGGCAUGGCGCAAACCCAAAGGUAUUGACAACCGAGUCCGUCGACGUUUCAAAGGUCAACUACCUAUGCCAUCCAUCGGAUACGGUUCCAACAAAAAGACCCGACACCUGAUGCCCAAUGGCUACAAGAAAUUUGUCGUCAACAACCCUGGAGAAGUCGACCUGCUUCUGAUGCACAACACCACCUUUGCUGCUGAGAUCGCCCACAACGUCUCGGCCCGAAAGCGAAUCGAAAUCAUCGAGAAAGCUCGCAUUCUUGGUGUCAAAGUUACCAACGCUGCCGCCAAACUGAGAUCUGAAGAGUAA